AUGAGCUUAAAGAGAAAGAGACUUGAUGAAAUAUUAUCGACUUCCAUCGAAGAUAUAGAAAAUAUGUUCAGCUGGAAAAUAGGAGCUCGCAAAGCCGAAUGUUUAAUUCGUGAACCAUCAACCAAAACUACGAAGGAAAGGGAAAUAAAUAAUAGCGAAACAAAUAAAGACAGUAAGAAACGGAAAUUUUCGUCGUCUGACGCUAACUCGUGCUUCUCUUCCCAGUAUUCAGCACCUUCAACAAAUUCAUCACAUAAUGUUAACACUGCGGUUAUAGCAGCACAGGCGCAAAUAAAUUCUAUAACUACCAAAGAGAAACAAAUUGCGCAACCUCAAACUAGGGUGUCACGUUCUCAAGUUCCGCGGAUGAUCUUAAAGUCAUCCAGAUGUACCAAGUUCCCGCUCAGUAUCGACACCGAAGAGAAUUAUUAUGACGAUAUAACAUGUGUUCCAAGCAUCGAUAUGAUUGAUACUUUGAUACAGAGGGGGAGUUCAUUGCAUUAG
Molecule: messenger RNA, 504 nt
Organism: Dujonia railenensis
Lineage: Eukaryota; Fungi; Ascomycota; Pichiomycetes; Serinales; Debaryomycetaceae
Source: the annotation of a GenBank genome assembly